This is a messenger RNA of Triticum turgidum subsp. durum (durum wheat), 1827 nucleotides long. NCBI's taxonomy places the organism in Eukaryota, Viridiplantae, Streptophyta, Magnoliopsida, Poales, Poaceae. The record is from the annotation of a GenBank genome assembly.
AUGUCCGAGGAGGACGAGGACCAGGCGGGGGCGCCGCCCAAGCGGCCGCGCGCGGCGUCGCCGCCUCCGCCGCCGCCGCCGCCCGACCAGGUGCUCGACAACGUGCUCGAGACGGUGCUCCAGUUCCUCAGGGCCCCGGGCGACCGUGGCGCGGCCUCCCUCGUCUGCCGCUCCUGGCACCGCGCCGAGUCCGCCACCCGCGCCUCCCUCGCCGUCCGCAACAUCCUCGCCGCCUCCCCGGCCCGCGCUGCGCGCCGCUUCCCCAACGCGCACCACAUCCUCCUCAAGGGCCGCCCCCGCUUCGCCGACUUCAACCUGCUGCCCCCCGGCUGGGCCGCCUCCGCCUUCCGCCCCUGGGUCGCCGCCCUCGCCGCCGCCGCCUUCCCCGCGCUCCGCUCCCUCUCCCUCAAGCGCAUCACCGUCACCGACGACGACCUCGACCUCCUCGCCCGCUCCCUCCCGCCCUCCUUCCGCGAGCUCUCCCUCCUCCUCUGCGACGGCUUCUCCUCCCGCGGCCUCGCCUCCCUCGCCUCCCAUUGCAGAGGGCUGCGUGUGCUCGACGUGGUGGACUGCGAGCUCAACGAGGAGGAGGACGACGAGGUGUCGGACUGGGUGGCGGCGUUCCCGCGGGGGCACACCGACCUGGAGUCCCUCUCCUUCGAGUGCUUCACCCCGCAGGUACCGUUCGCCGCGCUCGAGGCUCUCGUGGCGCGCUCGCCGCGCCUCCGUCGCCUGCGCGUCAACCAGCACGUCUCGCUCGGUCAGCUGCGCCGGCUCAUGGCGCUCACGCCCCGCCUCACGCACCUCGGCACGGGCUCGUUCCGGCCGGGGGACGGCGCCGAGGACGAGGGGCUCGACUUCGGCCAGAUGCUGACCGCCUUCGCGUCGGCCGGCCGGGCCAACUCGCUGGUCUCGCUCUCCGGCUUCCGUGAUCUCGCGCCGGAGUACCUGCCGACCAUUGCCACGGUCGCUGCCAACUUAACCAGCAUGGACCUGAGCUACGCCCCUGUCAACCCCGACCAAGUCCUGCUCUUCAUCGGGCAAUGCCGCAGCCUUGAGACGCUAUGGGUGCUCGACUCAGUGCGCGACGAGGGGCUCCAAGCCGUGGCGAUGUGCUGCAAGAAGCUCCAGGUUCUCCGCGUGCUCCCAUUGGACGCGCACGAGGACGCAGAUGAGCUGGUGUCGGAGGUCGGGCUCACCGCCAUCUCCGAGGGCUGCCGUGACCUUCGGUCCAUUCUCUACUUCUGCCAGAGGAUGACCAACGCCGCCGUCAUCUCCAUGUCGCACAACUGCCCCGAGAUGAAGGUGUUCCGGCUAUGCAUAAUGGGGAGGCACCGGCCUGACCACGUGACGGGGGAGCCGAUGGACGAAGGGUUCGGCGCCAUUGUCCGCAACUGCAGCAAGCUCACCAGGCUCUCCACGUCCGGGCACCUGACGGAUCGAGCGUUCGAGUACAUUGGCAAGUACGGCAGCUCCUUGCGGACGCUCUCCGUGGCGUUCGCCGGGGACAGUGAUCUGGCGCUGCAGCACAUCCUCCAGGGCUGCUCCAAGCUGGAGAAGCUCGAGAUAAGGGACUGCCCGUUCGGCGACGCCGGCCUCCUCUCCGGCAUGCACCAUUUCUACAACAUGCGGUUCGUCUGGAUGUCGGGCUGCAGCCUGACGCUGCAAGGCUGCCAGGAGGUGGCGCGGCAGCUCCCACGGAUGGUGGUGGAGCUGAUAAACAGCCAGCCUGAGAUCGAGAAGACAGACGGCGUCGACAUCCUAUACAUGUAUCGAUCACUGGAGGGGCCAAGGGAGGAUGUUCCACCAUUUGUGAAGAUCCUGUAA